Messenger RNA from Oryctolagus cuniculus (rabbit), 3078 nucleotides. The record is from RefSeq and is a predicted model, not a curated record. NCBI's taxonomy places the organism in Eukaryota, Metazoa, Chordata, Mammalia, Lagomorpha, Leporidae.
AACCGUUACACUGGUGAAGUCAAGAUUUCUGGAGAAAAUAAUUUCAUGCACAUGUGUUGCCUUGGGCCAUCUGCCAAGUGCUUUGUUUCUCAAAUUGACAAUCAAUCAUCUGUCCACCUUGCCCCCCACUGCAGGGGUGAUGGCGGUGUGCUUUGGAUUAGCAGAAACAGAGAUUUCUUCCAGAAGCAUUGGUUUUAUUUUAUGCUGUGUUGUUUGAAACAUUUGUUUCUAUUAAUUAAUUUAUUUGAAAGUCCAGUUUAUAGAGAGGAAGAGAUAAGAGGAAAAGAGAUCUUCCAUCUGCUGGUUCACUCCCCAGAUCGCCACAAUGGCCAGGGCUGGGCCAGGCUGAAGUCAGGAGCCAUGAACUUCUUCCAGGUCUCCCAUGUGUAUAGCAGGGGCCCAAGUACUCAGGCCAUCCUCCACUGCUUUUCUCAGGCACAUUAGCAGGGAGCUGGAUUGGAAAUGGAGCAGCUGCAACAUGAAAUGGUGCCCAUAUGGGAUGCCAGGGUUGAAGGUGGAGGCUUUUCCUGCUGUUCUACAAUGUUGGCCUCUGCUUGAAACAUUUUUGAGUUAAAUAGUUUUGAGAAUAUUGAGAAGUAGGCUAUAGAGUUCACAGGAAUUGUAAAAGAAACAGGAAUUUAGUUUAGCCUUUGCAAUAGGCACCUUUGGGUCACACCCACUGGCCCUCAGCCUUUUCCGUCUCUUUUCCAUGGUGUAAGUACAUUUGGGAAGUGUGUUUCAUUUCAGGGUACCUCACAAUUGCUCUCUGAGGAUGGUGCUGAAAUGGGGGGGGGUCUGAAUUUAGAGCCAGAAAGUCUAUUUUUUUAAAAAGAUUUAUUUAUUUAUUUAUUUGAAAGUCAGAGUUAUACACAGAGAGAAGGAGAGGCAGAGAGAGAGGUCUUCCAUCCACUGGUUCACUCCCCAUUUGGCCGCAAUGGCCAGAGCUGCGCCGAUCCGAAGCCAGGAGCCAGGAGCUUCUUCUGGGUCUCCCAUGCGGGCACAGGGGUCCAAGGACUUAGUCCAUCUUCUACUGCUUUCCCAGGCCAUAGCAGAGAGCUGGAUUGGAAGUGGAGCAGCCGGGACUUGAACUGGUGCCAUAUGGGAUGCUGGCACUGCAGGUGGUAGCUUUACCUGCUAUACCACCAGCCCCGAAAGUCUGCUAUUUCAAGGCUGUGUCGUCACAGAUUCCACUGCAUCUCCAUUUGCCCUUGUUUCCAUAUUUAAAAUAUGGGGUAGCGUUACUGUCUAUUCUAGACCUGAUUGUGAGCAUUAAAUGAAGUGCUGCUGGUAAGCACAUACUAACUGCAAUUAUUAAUGUGAUAAAUUGUUCACUGCACAGCCGAGAUGGAGAAUAAGAAAACUUGGUCAGUUGGGUAACACUGUUCUCUUGAAGCACACUUGGUACAGCACCAUGGAUCUUCCCUCUGCAGAGAGUUUGUCAGAAUAUGUUAAGAAAGACUCUGGUAAGAAUUUCAGAGUCAUUGUGAGUCAUACUGAGCUCUUGUUUAAAUGCAGAUUCUGAUUCAGGGGGUCUGGAGCAGGAAGGUGGUGGCGGUAGCUCUGAAUCUGUAUUUCUUACAAACUCUCCAGAGUGAUGCAUUUACUUUUCCAGCGACCCAAGUUAAGCAGUCCCGAUUAGAGGCUCAUGGUGCACCGGGCAGUCAUGAAUACAGGUUUCAUGAAGCACGUAGCAGAUAUGACUAGUUUCCAUGGAACAUGGAGAAGUCAUACCUACAGGUUCCAUGGAGCACAAAGAAGACAUGACUACAGGUUCCAUGGAGCAUGGAGCAGUCAUGAGUACAGAGUCCAUGGAACACAGAGCAGUCAUGGCUAUAGGUUCCAUGGAACAUAGAGCAGUCAUGAGUACAGGGUCCAUGGAACACAGAGCAGUCAUGACUGUAGGUUCCAUGAAGCAUACAGCAGUCAUGACUACAGGUUCCAUGGAGCAUGGAGCAGUCAUGUCUACAGGUUCCAUGGAGCGUGGAGCAGUCAUGACUACCAGUUCCAUGGAACACAGAGCAGUCAUGACUGUAGGUUCCAUGGAGCAUGGAGCAGUCAUGACUACCAGUUCCAUGGAACACAGAGCAGUCAUGACUACAGGGUCUGGAGCAUGCAGCAGUCAUGACUACAGGUUCCAUGGAACACAGAGCAGUCAUGACUGUAGGUUCCAUGGAGCAUGGAGCAGUCAUGACUACCAGUUCCAUGGAACACAGAGCAGUCAUGACUGUAGGUUCCAUGAAGCAUACAGCAGUCAUGACUACAGGUUCCAUGGAGCAUGGAGCAGUCAUGAGUACAGAGUCCAUGGAGCGUGGAGCAGUCAUGACUACCAGUUCCAUGGAACACAGAGCAGUCAUGACUGUAGGUUCCAUGAAGCAUACAGCAGUCAUGACUACAGGUUCCAUGGAGCAUGGAGCAGUCAUGUCUACAGGUUCCAUGGAGCGUGGAGCAGUCAUGACUACCAGUUCCAUGGAACACAGAGCAGUCAUGACUGUAGGUUCCAUGGAGCAUGGAGCAGUCAUGACUACCAGUUCCAUGGAACACAGAGCAGUCAUGACUACAGGGUCUGGAGCAUGCAGCAGUCAUGACUACAGGUUCCAUGGAGCACGGAGCAGUCAUGACUACAGCUUCCAUGGAGCAUGGAGCAUUCAUGUCUAUAGCUUUUAUGGAACAUGGGGCAGUCAUGACUACAGGCUCCAUAGAACAUGACUAGUCAUGACUACAGGUUCCAUGGAACAUGGAGCAGUCUUGACUACAGGUUGAAUGGAAGACAGAGCAGUCAUGAUUAGAGGUUACAUGGAAUAUGGAGUAUUCAUGACUACAGGUUCCAUGAAGCAUGCAGGCAUGACUAUAGGUUCCAUGGAGUAUGGAGCAGUAAUCACUACAGGUUCCAUGAAACAUGGAACAGACAUGUCUACAGGUUCCAUAGUAAAUGGAGCAGUCAUGUCUACGGGUUCCAUGACACAGAGCAGUCAUGAUUACAUGUUCCAUGGAGUUUGGAGCAGUCAUGUCUACAGGUUCCAUAGAACAUGCAGCAGUCAUGACUACUGGUUCCAUGGAACAUGGAGAAAUCAUGUCUGC